Ophidiomyces ophidiicola is the source of this 1527-nucleotide messenger RNA. RefSeq names its product Alcohol acetyltransferase (gene ATF1). The transcript is spliced from 2 exons. Gene Ontology annotation, molecular function: N-acetyltransferase activity. Lineage: Eukaryota; Fungi; Ascomycota; Eurotiomycetes; Onygenales; Onygenaceae. The record is from RefSeq and is a predicted model, not a curated record. Bases 1 to 1527 code for a protein of 508 amino acids.
AUGGCUACGGUUGUAGGAUCAUCAGCAGCACUGCUGAAGCUGGAGAAGCUCCGCUCAGCCGGCCCCUUGGAAAAAUAUUCGAAUAUUCGUCACCACCUUGGAUAUUACUACAAUGUCGCAGUUUCUGCAGUAUACAAAAUCCCACAUAGCCUCAGCCGGCCGCUGCGGGAGUAUGUCUAUCAGGCCACAGAACAACUCAUUGGAAAGCACCCUAUCCUCUCCGCGGUCCCUGUAGGGGAAGAUACCAAUGACCCGUAUUUUGUCCGUCUUCCAGCAGUCGACUUGGAACAGUCGAUUUUCUUUCACGAUUGGAGCGAUGCAUCUCCCGGCAGCACUGACAAGUGUGACCAGGAGGGAAAUGUCGGAUCAGGUGAUUCCAACCUUGAUUUAUUCUUAGAGACUGAGCAUAAUACUCCCUUUGUCAAUUGGUUGCCAUUUUGGAGACUUCACAUUAUCUCCACAUCUACUACCGAGCAGGACUUCAUCUCUGUGUUCGUUUACCAUCAUUCCAUUGGAGAUGGAUCGUCAGGCACGGCAUUCCAUUCGACAUUCCUUGGGGCCUUUACUGAUGCUUUGGCUGUAAAUUCUGGUGAACCGAAAACCAUUAUUCAGUCUCCGAGUCUGCCACUUCUCCCAAGCCUUGAAUCCAUUCACCCGUUUCCAGUCUCUAUUUUUUAUAUUCUAAAAGCAAUUUUUUACACCAAAAUUUGGAAUCGCCCAGAUCCUGAACUAUGGGCAGGUGGGAAAAUAAGUCUGCCUCUCAAAAACAAGGUGCAUCAUAUAACAUUAUCAAAGUCGGACAGCGCGGCUUUGAGAAAAUCUUGUCGAGAUCAAGGCACCACGAUAACUGGGGCAAUUCAAACCCUAUUGGCAAGGGCAUUAUUUAUCUGCCUUCCAAUCGAGUUUACGAAACUCUCUUGUACCAGCGCAAUUUCCAUUCGACGCUGGCUUUCCAGCGAUAUUAUUACAAGCGACUCAAUAGGCGUCUGGGUGAUGGAUUAUGCGGACCUUUAUAAACGCAAUCAUGUCGCCCAACCUCCUUCAUUUCCCUGGGACGAAGCACGCCGUUCAAGAAAGACAAUCGAAGAGACCCUUCGCCGGCGAGGCAGGGAUACUAAAGUCGGACUCCUGAGAUUUGUCCGAGACGUUCCUGGAGAACUACUCACUUGUAUGAUUGGAAGGGAGAGGAGCGUUAGUUUUGAAAUAUCCAAUCUUGGUGUUUUUAAACCUAGCGUAAAAUACUUGCAGGCCUCACAGACUACCGACACCGUACCCGAGAUCAAUGAGAACGACCGCUCGAACGUGCCACAGAUUGGCAAGGUGGUGUUCAGCCAAAGCGCAAGCGUCACGGGCAGUGCAGUGAAUCUUUCAGUUGUUACUGGCAGUGAUGAGCGCAUGGUGCUUACAUUUUCCUGGCAGGACGGCAUUGUGGAUCCACAAUUGGUGGCCUCUGUGGCCAUGGAAAUGAAAAGGGAGAUAGAUUUGCUGAUCUCCCAGCAGGAAAAGGACAAUCCAACAGCUGCCUAG